GUGCCCGGUGCGGAGGAUCAGACAGCCCUGUCCCUGGAGGAGUGCCUUAGGCUGCUGGAGGCCACCUUCCCUUUCGGGGAGAAUUCGGAGUUUCCAGCUGCGGAUGUCUCCACCCUGAGCGAAGCCGUGCCCGGCGAGAGCCGGCCCGCGGGCAUCCAGACCAGCCUGCUCUCCCCUCUCCUCACCGAGCCCGAGUCGCCCUUUGAUCUGGAGCAGCAGUGGCAGGACCUCAUGUCUAUCAUGGAGAUGCAGGCUAUGGAAGUGAACAACACGACUGCGGAAACCCUGUACAACGGCACGAGCGGAGACCUGCUGACUUCUAACUACAGCCUCGCCCCCAACACCCCCAUCAAUCAGAAUGUCAGCCUGCAUCAGGCCUCGCUGGGGAGCUGCUCCCAGGACUUCUCCCUCUUCAGCUCAGAAAUCGAAAGCCCCUCCAUGGCCGGCAGCUCAGCCCUGCUCCAGCUGGCGCCAGACAACUCCACCGGCCUCAACACCACCUUCGGCUCCACCAACUUGAGCGGCAUCUUCUUCCCUCCGCAGCUGAACAGCACCGUCAACGAGACGGCCGGCCCUGAGCUGCCCGACCCGCUGGGAGGGCUCCUGGACGAAGCCAUGCUUGACGAGAUCAGCUUGAUGGACUUGGCGAUUGAAGAGGGCUUCAACCCGGUGCAGGCCUCGCAGCUGGAAGAGGAGUUCGACUCCGACUCAGGUCUUUCUCUGGAUUCCGGUCACAGCCCCGCUUCUCUGAGCAGCUCGGAAGCUUCCUCCUCCUCCUCUUCCUCCUCGUCGUCUUCCUCCUCCUCGUUUUCUGAGGAAGGAGCUGUCGGCUACAGCUCAGACUCCGAAAACGUGGACUUUGAAGACGCGGAAGGGGCGGUUGGAUACCAGCCAGAGUACAGCAAGUUCUGCCGCAUGAGCUACCAGGACCCGUCGCAGCUCCAUUACUUGCCUUACCUGGAGCACGUUGGCCACAACCACACCUACAACAUGGCCCCGGGGGCCCUGGACCCCGAGGAGCCCAAACUGCCCAGCGCGGGGAAGAAGAGCAGCAAGGAGAAGCCGUCCGAGUUCCUGGAUAAGCAGAUGAGCAGGGACGAGCAUCGAGCCAGAGCCAUGAAGAUCCCUUUCACCAACGACAAGAUCAUCAACCUGCCCGUGGAGGAGUUCAACGAGCUCCUCUCCAAGUACCAGCUCAGCGAGGCGCAGCUGAGCCUCAUCCGCGAUAUUCGGCGACGGGGGAAGAACAAGAUGGCAGCCCAAAACUGCCGCAAGAGGAAACUGGACACCAUCCUCAACUUGGAACGGGACGUCGAGGACUUGCAACGGGACAAGUCCAAACUGCUCAGGGAGAAGGUGGAGUUCCUCAAAUCCAUCCGCCAGAUGAAGCAAAAGGUGCAGAACCUCUACCAGGAGGUGUUCGGCCGUCUGCGGGACGAGAACGGCCAGCCCUACUCCCAGCUGCGGUACGCCGGCGACGGCAGCGUCAUUUUGAUACCCCGCGCCGUGGCGGACCAGCAGGUGAGGCGGCCGGAGCGCAAACAGAAGGACCGGAGGAAGUGA
Molecule: messenger RNA, 1563 nt
Organism: Mesitornis unicolor (brown roatelo)
Lineage: Eukaryota; Metazoa; Chordata; Aves; Mesitornithiformes; Mesitornithidae
Product: nuclear factor erythroid 2-related factor 1-like
Biological process (GO): regulation of transcription by RNA polymerase II
Cellular component (GO): nucleus
Molecular function (GO): RNA polymerase II cis-regulatory region sequence-specific DNA binding; DNA-binding transcription factor activity, RNA polymerase II-specific
Source: RefSeq, a predicted model, not a curated record